Molecule: messenger RNA, 849 nt
Organism: Rotaria sordida
Lineage: Eukaryota; Metazoa; Rotifera; Eurotatoria; Philodinida; Philodinidae
Source: the annotation of a GenBank genome assembly
AUGGAUAUUCAUUGGUAUAAUAUCGGUCUAGAAGAGGAAUGUGUUCUAUUUGAAUGUAAAGGUCGAUUUCAAGGAAAAUAUCAACGAUAUGUCACUUACAUUUUAAAUAAUAGACAUAUCCCGCGCCAAGUUGCAAAGAUUUAUCGUAAAAUCUCUUUUACACAAGCUAUUGAAAGAAUUAACAAGUUUUUCAGUCAUCGCACCAAACAGUAUGAACAAGACAUAUUGCAAGAUGAUUAUCACUGUCUAUCACCACAACGAUUGAUGGCUUAUGAUGAGAGAUCUAGUUCAAACGACUUCAAAGAAAAAGAACUUGUAACUGAAGACUUGCCCGAUCAGUUACACGAAACAAAAAAAGGAGAAAGUGAUGUAAUUAUUACAGAAGAUGUUCAAAAUGAAUCAAAAUGCUUGAUUACCAUUCUUGCUUCGGGAAUUUUCCCCAGAUGUGAGCUGACUUCAGAAUUAUCUAAGAAUUCAUUUAUACAACCUGAAUUACAAUCAGUUUGUACGUCCGAUCAAGACAGUGAAUUCUCAAGCUAUCACAUUGCACAACAAACCAUCACAAUGACGGUACCGAACGCAUUAAAGAAUGAUUCAUUUGGUUCCACUGAUCGUCAAGUUCCUCCAACGCCACCAACUGAUCAGUCUGAUGAUCCUCUAUUAUCACCGAUUUCAUUAAAUUUACCACGUAAACAACGAUAUCAGAGGCGUCUCUACCGACCACGGAUUGUUCGACGACUUGCCUGUGGUCUUCAAAAGAUCGCACUUCCUCGUUGCACAAUGAGAGGCUUGGAUCAUACUAAUUGUAUUGAUUAUAAUUCGGAAACUUAUCUAUCCAUUGGAACUUAA